AUGGAUGAUGAUUUGAAAUUUCUUACUCCAACUUCCGUUAAACCAUCAAAUCUUGAAAAUCUCGAUUGCAACAUGGAUUCUCCAAAGAAGAUUAAACUGCACACUUUUGAGGAUAAGGUUUUGAUAACCGAAGCUCUCACUCACACCUCUUAUUGUUAUGAAAACCCAAUGACAGGUCAUCAUAAUGAACGACUGGAAUUUCUCGGUGACUCAAUUCUUUCAUGUGCUGUGACGGAUUAUAUAUUUGAAAGAUUCAAAAAUUGCAAAGAAGGUACGCUUACACAACUACGCGCCCAGAUUGUCUGUCAAGAAACCCUGGCCGAAUUCACCAGGAAACUAGGUCUAGAAAAGAAACUCCGGUUAGGAGCCGGAUGCGCAAACAUGAGAAGCAAUGAAAAAGUUUUGUGCGACACAUUUGAGGCAUACGUCGGUGCGGUAUAUCUAGAUGUCAAGAAAGAUAUGUCGAAAUUGGUGGGAUAUAUUAUUGAGCCACUAGUCAAACCGUUCGUUGACGAACUAGAGUCAAGGAAUGCAAUCGGCAUCCAUGAUGGUGGUGGAAUUAUUUCGCUUGAAGAUGAUGACGAGGAGGUUCAAGUCGUAAAAUCGAUCGUACCUACUACUCACGUCUUCUCAGACCCGAUGGGAAAAUUGCAAAUGUGGGCAGCAAGGAAACUGAAACUAGUGCCUUUGUAUGAAGAACUAGGGAAUGAUAAUCAAACAAAUGGUCCAUUCAGAUUUGAGGUUAGAAUUGGCGAAAAGAUUUUUGGUCGAGGUGAAGGGCCGAAUAAACGAACGGCAAGAAAGCAAGCCGCCGAAAACGCGUUAAAAAAAAUUGAAGGCGAUGAAGGAACCAUCACACCCACGCCAGAUGUCGAAGGAACCACUACAAACAUACCAAAUAACUAG
This is a messenger RNA of Acaulospora morrowiae, 906 nucleotides long. The record is from the annotation of a GenBank genome assembly. NCBI's taxonomy places the organism in Eukaryota, Fungi, Glomeromycota, Glomeromycetes, Diversisporales, Acaulosporaceae.